Penaeus chinensis is the source of this 5253-nucleotide messenger RNA. RefSeq names its product putative neural-cadherin 2. Lineage: Eukaryota; Metazoa; Arthropoda; Malacostraca; Decapoda; Penaeidae. Gene Ontology annotation, cellular component: catenin complex; membrane. The record is from RefSeq and is a predicted model, not a curated record. The transcript has 21 exons. Gene Ontology annotation, biological process: homophilic cell-cell adhesion. The coding region runs from base 1 to 4851 and encodes 1616 amino acids. Gene Ontology annotation, molecular function: calcium ion binding; cadherin binding.
AUGGCGGACGAUGUCACCGCCGCGGCACAAGAGUUAGAGCGCGGGUCAGAGAUCGUGGAGGCGAGUGGGUGGGGGUGGGAGCACUUCGGGAUCCGGGCGGUGGGCGGCGAGGGACACCUGUACGCCCGGCAGGCACUCGAUUUCGAAGAUGACACCCACAGAAGAGGCUUUAAGUUCAUGAUACAAGUUACGGACAGGGGUCGAGGCGGAUGGGGCGACAGCCGACACACGGACAACGCCUGGGUCUCUGUCACGCUAAGGGACGUGAACGACAACCCGCCCAUUUUCCACCGCCCGCACGCCCACAUCACGGUCAGGGAGGACACAGCCCCGGGCACGCUGCUGGCGACCUUGCCCGCGAGAGACCCUGAUAUGGGCGGCGAGCAGCGGGUCGAGUACCGCGUCGAGGGCGCCUGGGGCUCCCUGGCCGUGGACUCCGAGGGCGGCGUGAGUCUGUGGCGCCGCCUGGACCGCGAGACGCCCGACGGCGCCGUGGCCAUCGCCCGGAUCGUGGGCGUGGAUGCCGGGACGCCCCCGCUCUCCGCCACCGCCACCCUCACCAUCACCGUGACGGACGUGAACGACUGCCCGCCCCACCUGCUGCCGCCCACGACCUUCCACGUGGCGGAGAGCGGCCCGCCCACGCUCCUCGGCACCCUCACCGCCUCCGACAGGGACGUGUGGGCGUUGGGACACGGGCCGCCCUUCAGCCUCAGCCUCGCCAGCGCCAACCCGCCCUUCGUGCACGCCCAUGUCAGGCUGGAUUUCGACCCACACCUGGACAGCGGACGGGGCGGCGCCGAGAUCUGGACCACGAGACCUGUGGACCGCGAGGAGUAUAAAGAACUCAAGGUCCUCGUGAAAGUCGCUGAUGCCGGGGGAGUGUCAGACACCCACGCCCUCACGCUCGUGAUCGACGACCUCAACGAUAACCCGAUGAGACCCGCUUCGAAGACGGUGUAUUUGUGGAAGACCGAGCAGGGCGGGGGAUCGGAGGCCCCCCUGGGUCGUGUGUACGUGGACGACCCUGACGACUGGGACGUGGGGGACAAGUCGUUUCGGUGGGUCGGCGCCCCCCACCCCCUCUUCUCUCUCAGCCAGCACACGGGGGAUAUCUUCGCCUCGACGCAAGUUAGAGGGGGACAAUACGACCUGCAGUUCUCCGUGAGCGACCAUCUGUGGGGCCAGCGAGGAGUGAGUGCCAACGUAACCGUGGUCGUGAGGAUCCUUCCCCUGGACGCCCUGGCACACGCGACGCCCCUCAGAUUGCUGAAUACCACGCCCGAGGACCUCACGCGAGGCUGGACGCCCAUGGUAUGGUGUAAAGCUCUGUCUCAGGUCAUGGCGUGGAUAUUUACCCUGAAGAGAACUGCCGCGGGUGUUGGGUCGCGGUCAUGUUGCCGAGGAUCUCUUGUGUUUAGUCUACGAGGUGAAGAUUUGUUCUACCUAACGGGGAACGGCCAGGGCGUGCUAGGGCGUCUGGUGAGGGGCGUGGCGGGCGCUGUGGGCGGGGAAGCGAGUCGAGUCGAAGUCGUGAGCGUCUACGGGCGCCUCCCCGCCCCCGGCCAGCCCAAACCCUUCAGCUUCUCCGACGUGUCUUCGAGGACGCCUCCUUCAGCGCCUUCGUCAGGUCGCCCAUCCGCCCUGCAGCGCCCACCGCUCGCGCCCUCGGCCUGUGUCUGGCUCAGCGUGAGGGAGGAGGGCGGCGCCUACAUGGACCCCAUCAAACUUCAGGGUUUGCUGGAACUUCACUCGAGGAAGCUAACCGAGGCGACGAAGCUGACUGUGGUGAUGGACGAAUGUGGUCAAGCGUCUGGCACUUGGCCCUCUGGCAGCCCCUUCUACGGGCCCUCCCUGCCUCACCUCCUGCAGGAUCAGAUCAGGGACCCCUCCUCGGCGGCCUCCCUUCCCUCCACUUCCCUCCCUCUGCAGAUCAUAUUGGAUAUACCACCAGAUCUCCAGUCUUGUCGCAUAUCUUCUUACACGCCUACGGUAGCAAAUUCUCUCGAUAACAUAUACUCACAACAUAAUAAAAAAACAAAAAACCUCCGUCCUCAGUACCUUCACACAGGACAAAAUCCCAUAAGAGCACAUUCCGAUCGUCUUUUGUUUUCAAUCCUCUUUCGGAAGGUAGUAGACGUCAACGCCACGUCCCUGGUCACUCCCCGCCUGUCCACGUCGCACAACUGCCACACGCACGAGCCGGAGCACUGCCUCUCGAACACCUGUCUCAACGGAGGCAGGUGCGUCAGGUUUCCGACGGGGAAUAGGUGCGUCUGCCCGGGCGGCUCCCAAAGCCCGCGCUGCAAGGUGGCCGCCCGCACCUUCUCGGGCGCGGGGUGGGCGUGGGUGCGGGCGCCGCCCUCGUGCCUCCCCGCCCGCAUCUCCCUCCGCCUCCUGAUCCGCCGCCCCGCCGGCCUCGUGUUCUACUCUGGCCCGAUGGCGCCCACGCCGCGGGGCCCCGACGCCCCGCCCACGCCCCUCCUGGCGCUGCAGCUGUGGCAGGGGCGCCCGCAGCUCCUGCUGGAGGGGCGGGGCGGCCCGCUCAAGGUGGAGCUCAACACGACGCUCCACAACGGCCACUGGCACACCAUCCACAUUCAGCUCCACUCCAAGGGCGUGGCGCUGAUGCUGAACCUGUGUGGGCGGGGCUGGCAGGAGGCUGGCCACGACGAGAGCCACUGCCUGGCGCGGGCCGACUGGAGGGACACGGAAGCGGCGGCGGCGACCUGGCCCUGGUUUGGCCACGGGAUCCUGCAGCUGGGCGGCAUGGCGCACGCCCCCCCCCUCCCCGACGACCACGGGUGGGCCACGGCGCCCAUGUCGCGCCCACUCGACGGCUGCAUCUCCCACCUGCGGUUCAACGGCCAGCUGGUUGACCUCGGUGAGCCGGCCGUCAGCGAGGGCAGCGUGGGCGGAUGCCGGCCCCAGGAGGAGGCGUGUCGGGGCGCCGUCCCCGGGUGCGGGCGGCGCGGGCGCUGCGUGGGCGGCCUGGAGCAGCCCGAGUGCGAGUGCGAGCCCGGCUGGUCCGGCCUCGGCUGCACGACGCCCACGGCGCCCGCGACGCUCGGGCGGGCGUCGUACGUGAAGGUGGCGCUGUCGUUCACGCCGGCACCGCACGUGCUGACGCUGCAGCUGCGGCUGCGGACGCGCGGCGCGAAGGACGGCCUGCUGGUCCUCGUCAACACGCACCACGAGGACGUCGGGCUGGCGUUGCACCUGCGCGCGGGCGUGGUGUGCUCCUCGGUGCGCGGCGGCGGGCGUGAGGAGAGGGCGGCGUGCGUGGAAGGGCGUCCGGUGAGCGAUGGGGCGUGGCACACGGUGUGGGCGGAGCGACAUGGCCACAACCUCCUGGUGGGCGUGGACGACGGAGACGGCUGGCGGAGGAACGAGUCCCUGCCGGUGCUGGAGGGCGUGGCGGAGGGGGGCGGGGCGUGGGGUCCUCCGCCGCCCCUCCACGUGGACAAGAACGAAGGGAUCACGGUGGGCGGGCGGCCUGAAUUCGCGGGCGUGAACCUCGUUACUGUAAGGGACGACCUACAAGAUGCUUGUAUCGAAGACCUCAGACUCUCCGGCCGCCCCCUCCCUCUACCCCCCGUUAACAACAGCACAACUUGGGGCCAAGUUACAACGUUGCAACACAUGAAGUCAGAUUGCACAGCCCCCGACGCCUGUCUCAACACCACCUGUGCUGUUCCUCUCACAUGCACCUCGACUUGGGGGCAGGCCACUUGUAGCUGCGGUCCGGGGCGAGAGCUAGCGGGCCGGACCUGCAAAGACAUAGACGAGUGUCUGUGGCAGCCCUGUCUCCAUGGGGGGUCCUGUUAUAACAUGCGGCCCGGUUUCCUGUGUGUAUGCGGCCCUAGUCACUCAGGACAUUACUGUCAGUGGACCAACUUGGGUUCUACAGCAUAUUCUCUCACGGGAACACUGGCUAUCGUCACUCUCACUCUGUCGCUCAUUCUCGUGGUCGUGAUCAGCGUCAUCGUCUCAAUCCGCGCUCGGCGACUUUGGCUUGCUCGCUCGAGAGAAAAACGAACACAGGAAGUAGGUGAAGGUGAAGAGGAACCUUCCAUCCUGCAGGUGAAAGGGGGAACAGAAGAAGGAGGAGGAGGAGGAGGAGGAGGAGAGAAGCAGAAGAAAGAAGAUCAGCAACAGGCGUUCUUGGAAUGUCUCAAGAUCAGGUUGCCUUUCGGACAACCUGAUCUGCGGAAGGAAGGUGGAGCUUCUUCCGUGCUUCUACCUGGAGGAGUUGCGAUUAUCACCCCUAAUCCCAUCCUACCGAGGGACGAUCUCCGCGCCUACGCCUAUGAGGGGGAUGGGUCAUCGUCCGGAUCCCUGUCUUCGGCUACGUCUUCGGGUCAGCGCGGCGACGAGGCGAGCAUCACGAAACUAGUGCCGGCUUUCUUGGACGUAAUGGACCUCCUGAAGAACCUUCCCGACGCCACGAAAUCCCCGGCGUUACAGACGUCACACACUCUCCCGGGGUCGCGGCCUGUCAGGUCGAUCCUGAAGAAGACGGAGAAGGGGCAAGGACCCUCCCCAGGACACCCUCACGCCCUAGCGCCCAGCAUCUCGCCCGGACACGUAUCCUCAGUGGUUGCCCAAGGUCCUCGCCCUCCUGCUGACUACAAGAGGCCCUGCACGGAGAGCCACCAGGACUGCCCAGGAUGCGUGAGUGUUCCUCUUCAACUGUCCCCGGGGCGCGUUUCGGACCCCCUGCCGCCAGCAGGAGACUACCACGUCUUGCUAGAAAGGCCCUCGUCUCCUGCUGAAAAAUGCGGUGCCUCUUUUCCUAGUGAAAUGGCGCUGCUUCGUCUCCUGCUGAAAAGGCGUUGCCUCGACUCCUGACACCUCGCUCAAGUAAGACCGUUUCUAAAGACAAAAAGAUAGGAAAGAAGAAGAACAAGAACAAGAAGAAAUGGUAGAAAAAAGGAAAAGAAAAACAACAACAAAAUGUGUUCUCUUGACGUACGUUUUAAAUGUGUAAAUAUCUAUUGUGAUUUUCAUACUGGUGUACAUAAUGUAUAUACUAUUAUACACAGGGAAGAGUUAAGAACAAUUUUUACAUGGUUUGUAUUGUGUCUGUACAAAUUUUAAUUGAAGUAGAUAGGAACAUAGAAUAAGUCAACGUCUGGAACAAAUGUUUGAUUCCAUAAUUUUGAUUCCUCACUUCUUACGAUGUAUUAAAAAACAAACGAACAAAAAACUCUUGUAAUGUGAUUAUAUGAAAAAAAAAUUCUUUAACAAAAA